UUCAGCAUGUUUUAACAGACUGCAAUCAGAUAAUUGUUGUAAAGAAAAUUUACGUUCAUGAUUCCUGAAAUAAAAAUUUUAUUUGCAUUUAUGCAAUAAAUCUGCGUGUAUUAUCAAGCAUCAAGAGUGAAAAAGUAGAAGUUUUAAUUCAGCUGCAAGUUGUAAUUUGUAAAUUGUAAUUCAACAUACAUACUUGUCCAGGAGCAAUAUGGAGUGGAUGUGUACCAGAGAACUAUAAAAGACACCAAGAAACGGAACAUAUUCCAGCAAAGGAAGAUGUUUCAAGAAAGUGUCUUUCUGGUAUUGGACAAAAGCAAUGGAUCCUCUGGAAGCACGUUUUCUAAAGAUACACGAUCUCUAGAAGAAGCAGAUUGCUAUAAAGAAUUUGUAUUACAACCUUAUCCACGAAAUGGACUAAAUAUGUUUUGCAAUGCUUCGUGGGACGGAGUCUCUUGCUGGCCAACUACCCCAGCUGGAAGCUUGGUUAGCGUUCCGUGUUUUGCAGAAUUGAACGGAGUGAAAUACGAUACUAGCAGCAAUGCCAGUCGUUUCUGUCAAGAAAAUGGUACUUGGUCACCUUGGUCAAACUAUCGUUCAUGCAAACCUCUAAGAAUACAAGAAGACGAGUUUUUGCAGGUAUUAUGGGAUAUGAAAGAGGCAGCUACUAUUUAUUACGUUGGCUAUGGAAUUUCUCUCAUUGCUCUUACGUUUGCUCUCUUCAUAUUCUUCCGUUUUAAGGAACUCAAAUGUUUACGUAACACGAUUCACACGAAUUUGAUGGUGACGUACUUGCUUAUUGACAUAACGUGGAUACUGACGGCCACUUUGCAAUCUCAUCAAAACCCGACGACAGCCAAGAUGGCCUGUUUCUUGGUCAUUUUGUUAACAUACUUAAUGGCGACAAACUUCUUUUGGAUGCUUGUUGAAGGAUUGUACCUCUACAUGCAAGUGGUUAAGACAUUUUCCACUGACAGCGUUAAAUUUAAGACGUACGUCGUCAUUGGAUGGGGCAUUCCAGCUAUUGUAGCUGCCGCUUGGGCUGUGGUAAAAGGAGUAGCAGGUGGUUCACCUGAUGAACCUUUUGCACAAAGAGGGUGUCCAUGGCAGAAUAAAGAUUAUUACGAUUACGUCUUCAGCUGUCCAGUGAUGUUAGUAUUACUGAUUAACAUCUUUUUUCUCGCCAAAAUAAUGUGGGUACUUAUCACAAAAUUGAGAGUUUCCAGUACCGCUGAAUCCAGGCAAUACAGAAAGGCUGCGAAGGCUUUAUUGGUGUUAAUUCCUCUUCUUGGUGUGACAUACAUCGUUGUUAUAGCCACACCUAGCGAGCCUGUAGCUGAAGUUGUUUUUAUUUACAUACAAGCCACUUUGCUUUCAAUGCAGGGUUUCAUGGUUGCUGUUCUUUACUGCUUCCUUAAUGCUGAGGUGCAAAAUUCUGUGAAACAUUAUCUAGAGACAUGGAGAACCCAAAAGUCUAUCAGCAAAGCCCAACGUCAGUCUAUUCGCAAAUCGUCACAAAUAAAUAGAAAAAGUAUAGUCGUGUACCGAUCAAAGUCUGCUGGCGACAGCUGUGUUAGUUUUGCAUCUACUACAGAAGCAUCUGGCAUUAGUAUACCAAACCUGCCAUCAAGAGCCAAACGUAUUUGCUCUCUGGACCUUGCUCGGAAUCGCGAAGAUGUAUUGUAAAAAAAUUAAAAUGCUUUAAUAGAAGCAAUAGUAAAAAAAUGUUACGGUUUCACUUUAUUGAUGUAAAUACGGCACUCCAAAGCAUGAAACUCGAAAAAUUCUCUCAGACUCAUUAAAAAAAAUUAUAAAAUUC
Stegodyphus dumicola is the source of this 1816-nucleotide messenger RNA. RefSeq names its product diuretic hormone receptor-like. Gene Ontology annotation, cellular component: plasma membrane. Gene Ontology annotation, biological process: adenylate cyclase-modulating G protein-coupled receptor signaling pathway; cell surface receptor signaling pathway. The record is from RefSeq and is a predicted model, not a curated record. NCBI's taxonomy places the organism in Eukaryota, Metazoa, Arthropoda, Arachnida, Araneae, Eresidae. Gene Ontology annotation, molecular function: diuretic hormone receptor activity; G protein-coupled peptide receptor activity; peptide hormone binding.